Molecule: messenger RNA, 1686 nt
Organism: Ananas comosus (pineapple)
Lineage: Eukaryota; Viridiplantae; Streptophyta; Magnoliopsida; Poales; Bromeliaceae
Product: TRAF-type zinc finger domain-containing protein 1-like
Exons: 2
Coding region: 418-840 (140 amino acids)
Source: RefSeq, a predicted model, not a curated record
AUUUUAGAAACAGAUAUUGAAGUCGAUAUAGAGGGAUCUGAUUCUGUUUUGGACAAUGAGAAUGAACGGCAUGUGCUCGUACCACUUGUAUUAGGAAAGGCUGAGUCGGGGAUCGUGGAAGAAGGAAAAUUCAAGUACUAUAAGUUUUCCAUUGAAGAGACUCUCAGUGAGAAAGUUUCUACUGGGCUAAUGAACAUAGUAGUCAAGUUUCCACUGAUAUUUCCGACACAACAUCGACAUGAAUGGUCAUCUCAUGAGAUGGGCUCGAAGAUUUUGAUACUUAACAGAAGGAUCAAAGCCUUGUAGCAGGUACCUACAGCAUUGGAGUUUUUGGCUUCAAGGGAGUUACGAAAUUCAACAUUUCUGUAGAAGUUAAGGAUAUUAACAAUAACAGGCAAGAGGUUGGAGAACAUUUGAAUGCCUCCUCUCAAGUUGAUUCCGAUUCAGUACAGUGCUGGAAUUGUCGGCGUUAUAUUCAGCAGGACCAUUGUAAUCCAUGAAGCAUACUGCAUCAGGCAUAAUUUGGUGUGCCAGCAUGAGGGGUGCGGAGUUGUUCUCAGGAAGCACAUGAAAGUUUUUCAUGAGCCACUCCAUUGCCCAUGUGGAGUAGUCCUCGAGAAGGAAGAAAUGGUCCAACACCAGUCCUCGAUCUGCCCGUUGCGGCUCAUAGUGUGCCGUUUCUGCAGAGACAUGGUCCAAGCCGGUACUGAACCGCUCGAUGCCCGCGACCGCCUCAGAGGGCUGUCCGAGCGCGAGAGCAUAUGCGGGUCGCGAACAUAUCCUUGUUUGCUAUCUCAUGACAUGUUAUAUACUCCCAAAAUGUUAAUAGACAGAUUUUAAUAUUAGUAUUACCCAAUGAAAUCCGAGUACUUUUACAAUUGUACUUAGAAUGGAAACCAUCUGCUUAGUUUGGUAAUAGAAGGUGUUCCAUUUGAUACGUAUUAUUAUAAGAGAGCUGCUUUUGUAAAAAUGGAUUUGGCAUGGCCUAACCUACAGUAGUAAGAGCCAACAUUGAACCUCAUCUAUCUUCUGCGGUGAAAGGCAUUAACUUUUUACUUCUUUCUUUGUGAUGGUAGGUCCAACACUAGUCCUUGACCUGCCCGCUGCGGCUCAUAGUGUGCCGUUUCUGCGGAGACAUGGUCCAAGCCAGGACUGAACCGCUCGAUGCUUGCGACCGCCUCAGAGGGCUCUCCGAGCAUGACAGCAUAUGCGGGUCGAGAACGGCGCCGUGUGGUUCUUGCGGCCAAUCCGUCAUGCUCAAGGAGAUGGACAUCCAUGUGAUCGCUGUGCAUCAGAAGAGCUGAUCUGCCGAAGCAUUUCAUACUUGUCAAAAUCAUCGUAUAAAUAGACUUCUCGGAGAUGGAUCGAACAGUAUGAUGUAUAAAACUAUUGUGCCAACUCGCCAAAAGUUUCUCUCCUGGGUACUCCGAAAAUUGGUACGUAGUGUGUUUCUCUUUUGUUGGUUUGACAUGUUGUCCCUCUAUUUAAAUCUUCCUGGGUAAUUUGAAAGGUGGUUCAUAGUGUGUUUUAUCUUUUGUUUCGGCGUGUUGUUCCUCGUUUUGUUUAUGUUCCGCAUUACAUGUUGAAAAAAAUAAUAGAAGGAAAAAACAAAUUGUGCUCGACAAAACUUGGAUGGAAUUUGAUAUUUCAAUGAUGUUAUAUUUUCUAAAAUUGUACUGUUCUAUA